Rana temporaria (common frog) is the source of this 1995-nucleotide messenger RNA. RefSeq names its product NAD kinase 2, mitochondrial (gene NADK2). Gene Ontology annotation, cellular component: mitochondrion. Lineage: Eukaryota; Metazoa; Chordata; Amphibia; Anura; Ranidae. The record is from RefSeq and is a predicted model, not a curated record. The transcript is spliced from 12 exons. Gene Ontology annotation, biological process: NAD+ metabolic process; NADP+ biosynthetic process. The coding region runs from base 134 to 1459 and encodes 441 amino acids. Gene Ontology annotation, molecular function: NAD+ kinase activity.
UGGCUCCUCCCUCCUGUCAUCCUCAGUGACGAGCGCAGGCCGGAAGAGCGCUUUGCGUUAGUGGAUCUUGGUGUCCGCUCCUUUCCGGUGACCCCCCCCCGGGAGGAGGUGUGUCUCUCCCGCCGCUCCGGUCAUGGUCUGGUGCCGGGCGCUGCUGUGCACGUGGUGCUCCGCACGUGCUGGGAGUCUGGGGCCCAGGGCCCCCGCCGUCCGCUUCCUUGCCCCGAGGCACGUGUCCACCCGACCUUCCCAUGGAACCGACAAACCCGGGGGGUUCCGCCCGGAGAGGGUGGCCGUGGUGACCAAAACCACCCGCUAUGAGUUCGAGCAGCAGCGGUUCCGGAACGCCGGCCUGUCCGAGCAGGAGCUGAAAGAGCUGCUUGCUUUGAAAGGAUCGAGUUACAAUGGUCUGUUACAGCGACAUAACAUCCACUCAGAAAAUGUUGAACAUAUUGUGGAAAGUUUACGGAAAGAAGGAAUUGAAGUGCAAGUAGUGAAAAGAAGAGAUUAUGAUGAAGCUACGGUGCGAUGGGCCGACGCCAUCGUCUCGGCUGGAGGUGAUGGGACGAUGCUUCUCGCUGCUAGCAAGGUGCUGGACAGGUUCAAACCCGUCAUCGGAGUAAAUACUGAUCCAGAGAGGUCUGAAGGGCACCUCUGUCUGCCAAUGCAUUACACCCAUUCCUUCCCAGACGCCCUGCACAAGCUUUAUCGCGGUGAGUUCAGGUGGCAGUGGAGACAGCGAAUUAGACUGUACCUUGAAGGCACCGGGAUCAACUUCACACCUGUAGACUUGCAUGAACAGCAGAUAAGCCUGGAGCAGCAUAGCAAGGCCCUCAAUACUGGAGGUCAUCAAGAGCAAACAUCCCCAGACGUUUCUGGACCUCACUUGUUACCUGUAAGAGCGCUGAACGAGGUAUUUAUUGGAGAGUCUCUGUCCUCCAGGGGGAACUAUAAAUUCUGCAAACCACGUUUUACCUUCUCGCUUCAUAGGGCCUCCUACUAUGAGAUCUCUGUGGAUGACGGCCCCUGGGAGAAGCAAAAGAGCUCCGGACUGAAUGUGUGCACAGGGACUGGAUCCAAAGCCUGGUCUUACAAUAUAAACAAGAUGGCGCCACAGACUGUGGAAGAAAUACUUCAGAUUGUUAAAAGCCACAAGAAUUUGAAUCUGACAUUGGACAGCGACUUCAUAGAGAGAGUUACCAAUGAAUAUAACGACUCUUUGAUAUUCAACCCAGAGGAGCAGAAGAUGUUUUUCAGUGUUCGGGAGCCGAUUGCCAACAGAGUUUUCUCUAGUGGCCAGCAGUGUGGAUUUACCUCCAAGGUGUGUGUGCGAUCACGAUGCUGGGAUGCAUGCAUGGUGGUCGACGGAGGAACAUCUUUUGAGUUCAACGAUGGCGCUAUAGUAUCCAUAACCAUGGACAAGGAUGACGCACUGUGCACAGUACUGCUGGACGACUAACCAGCACAUAGAGGACAUCUAGAGCUUCAGCAGCAGGAGAGCACUCAAUUCUGCCAUGUAUCCCUGUCACUGGUGAUAACCCUCAUCUCAGGACACUAAAAUUCAACUUGGUUAUCAGUUCAGCAUUACUGACCGGAAUCGCUUAAUAGUUCAGCUCUGCAAGUUAAUCACACCCUGCAGACUGAACGCCUCUGCAGAUCUGAUUACUUGUGUGGACGUCUACAAUGCUGUUCAAGCUGUGAAUCUAGAUAUACCCUCAGCUGCACCACAUACUAUCCACCCACACUGAUGCCGAGCUGUCGUUUGAACUGUUGUAGAUUUGUAAAAAGAGAUAUAUACUUUUGCCACUUCUAAUGCAAUUUUGAUGGCUUGUCUGCCUUUUGCGUCAAGCUAUUUUUAGCUGUUUUUUGUUUUGUUUUUCUAGUAGAAACAAUCAUUGGACACUGGGGCCACGUACCAACUGAAUUCUGCUGCCUCCUAAUUACAGCCUUUUGAUAAAAAUUGUUCCUAUAUAUAAAAUAUAUACAUUGUUUGAA